Messenger RNA from Strongylus vulgaris, 700 nucleotides. NCBI's taxonomy places the organism in Eukaryota, Metazoa, Nematoda, Chromadorea, Rhabditida, Strongylidae. The record is from the annotation of a GenBank genome assembly.
UUUGGUUUAUUUCUGCUUAAACAAAUAUUGCUAAGUUUAUCCUUUCCUACAUCGGAUGAAAUAUGAAAAGUUUUAGGUUGGAGACAACAGUGCAGUGAAUUUGUUACCUAUAUUAGCUGAACAAAUAGAAGAGGGUCUCCGUUACCCUUUACUUGAUGAAGAAGGAGAUGUGAACAUUGCCAGAUUUCUUCCAUACAACGCGAAGCUCGAUAGUGACACUUUUCGAUUUCUUUGGAAGAAAAUGCAAGAAAAAGGCUGUGUAACGAUGUUCAACGAUGAUCUAAUGCACUCGACUCGUGGAUUGUUUCAUUAUCCAGCGAGUGCUUUCCGGAAAGGAUUUCGGGUUUCUCCAACGACCCACUAUUAUCGCCCAUAUUACCUAGAAAUCUACGCGGCACUUUUGAAUGUGCCAAAAGCUUGCCUUAAAGGAGACUUUUUACACGGAGAAUUUCUGGAUAUUUGGUAUCGAUUUAUCACUACUUAUCAAGACAAAUGUCACUUCAGUUUCAGUUUUUUGACAAGUCUCACCCACGAUAAACCGAACAAUAUCCAAUUGAUUGAUGAUGUUCUAAGCGAUCGCUUCCGAUUACUCGAGGUAGGGAUUUUUGUAAUCGUUGUAGUUGAAUUCAAGGAAAGAGUGAUGCUUGUGCGGGUGCAUGGUAGGCUUGCGAGCAUCCUUGGGCACGAUCCAGAUUCUUAA